Molecule: messenger RNA, 906 nt
Organism: Aspergillus tubingensis
Lineage: Eukaryota; Fungi; Ascomycota; Eurotiomycetes; Eurotiales; Aspergillaceae
Gene: cyt19
Product: putative arsenic methyltransferase Cyt19
Exons: 5
Coding region: 1-906 (301 amino acids)
Molecular function (GO): methyltransferase activity
Source: RefSeq, a predicted model, not a curated record
AUGUCUGGAGAUACCUACAAUCUCGUUCAAACGCGCUACGGGUCUAUUGCUAAAUACAGUGAUAACACCCAGUCGAGCGAAGUAGAAGAGAAUAUCGCCAGGGCAUUCGGCUACACUGCGGGGGAUCUUAGUGCGCUGCCAGAGAAGGCAAACCUCGGGUCAAGCUGUGGAAAUCCCGUUGGUUUCGCGAACUUGAAAGAGGGCGAAACGGUUCUGGAUCUUGGCAGUGGCAGCGGUAUUGAUGUCCUUCUGGCGGCUCGUAAAGUUGGCCGCAAUGGACAGGCCAUCGGCAUUGACAUGACAGAAAAUAUGAACCAACUCGCCAAGAAGAACAUCCAAAAGGCAGGCCUGUCCAAUGCAAAGGUCGUCGAAGCCAAUGUCAACUGCAUACCGCUGCCUGACUCCAGCAUUGACUGCAUUAUCAGCAACUGUGUUAUCAACCUGGUGCCGGCGACAGACAAAGAGACCGUUUUUGGAGAGAUUGCUCGACUCCUCAAGCCUGGUGGAAGAGUAGCAAUCAGUGAUAUCCUGGCUAGGAAACCGCUCCCGGCUACCAUUACCAAAAACAUGGCCCUUUAUGUUGGGUGUGUUGCUGGGGCUAGUCAGAUUGGAUUGUACGACGAGUAUCUCAGGCAGGCCGGAUUUGAAGGCGUGUUUAUUGUGGAUACCAAAUCGGACCUCAACCUCUAUAAACAGUCGUCGUAUUUACCCCAGAGCUCGUGCUGCAGCGGCGGAUGCGGUAUUGAGUCUCCGAAUGCGAUAGCAGAGUUGGACUUCAACGAGUGGGUUGGCUCUUUCCAAAUAUAUGCCGUGAAGCCCAAGAUGGCUUGGUUGAAGGAAUCACCUGUAGAAGAGCUGGAGUUCCUUGGUGCCUACCACCCAGAUAAUCCUGUAGCCUUGCCUUGA